Messenger RNA from Xenopus tropicalis (tropical clawed frog), 701 nucleotides. It is a transcript of the gene cox17, whose product is annotated as cytochrome c oxidase copper chaperone COX17. Lineage: Eukaryota; Metazoa; Chordata; Amphibia; Anura; Pipidae. Gene Ontology annotation, cellular component: mitochondrial intermembrane space; cytoplasm. Gene Ontology annotation, molecular function: copper ion binding; copper chaperone activity. The record is from RefSeq and is a predicted model, not a curated record. The transcript has 4 exons. The coding region runs from base 299 to 502 and encodes 67 amino acids.
CGGUGGCUUUACCCGGUACCAUGACCGGACACCGGGUCACAGUCAUUUACAAAGUGGCUGCAUUUCAGCCUGAUGUAACUAGCUGCCCGUCCCCCUGUGGCGGCUCCACCCAUUCUGUAAGGAAUAUGGACCGGUUUAGAAACAAGCAAAAUACUACAAGUUCCGGCAUGCACCGGGAAGCGAGCGCCUGCGCACUAGCGCCUUUCCCUUGUAUAACGGAAGCACAUGAGAGCGCCGCUUGGAGAGCAACUGCUAAGGACAACCCACCGCAGGGCCCACACCACUUCCACAUUGCGCCAUGUCCAGUUUGGCCGCAGCCAGUUGUGAGUCCCAGAGCUCCGGGGCAGAGAGUCAGGAGAAGAAGCCCCUGAAGCCGUGCUGUGCGUGUCCGGAGACCAAAAAAGCACGAGAUGCCUGUAUCAUCGAGAAGGGCGAGGAGAACUGUCAGCAUCUUAUCGAGGCGCACAAGGAGUGUAUGAGAUCUCUGGGGUUCAAAGUGUGAACAUGGGGAACGGCUGAGUGUGAAUGGGGAUGGGUUUGAGUGCUGACAUUUUUAACUUAUUUCUGUCUGUCGGAGUGCGAGACUGCCGUGGGCGCCCGGAUGCCCAACCGAAGGAGUGCUGCUGGCCCGCUUUCAUUCAGGCACUCCGGAUUCUCAUCUUGAAAUGAAUUAAAGAGGCAUAAGAUACGGGCUUGUGUGU